Messenger RNA from Leptopilina boulardi, 888 nucleotides. RefSeq names its product U7 snRNA-associated Sm-like protein LSm11 (gene Lsm11). Gene Ontology annotation, molecular function: U7 snRNA binding. Lineage: Eukaryota; Metazoa; Arthropoda; Insecta; Hymenoptera; Figitidae. The transcript is spliced from 4 exons. The record is from RefSeq and is a predicted model, not a curated record. Gene Ontology annotation, biological process: mRNA 3'-end processing by stem-loop binding and cleavage. Gene Ontology annotation, cellular component: U7 snRNP. Bases 1 to 648 code for a protein of 215 amino acids.
AUGGCGGACGACCAUGAAACCUCAUCUGACGAGAGUUUAGAUGCGCGUAGUGAAUAUUUUGAUCCUUUAAAAGCCCUUUAUUCGAAAAAAACAAAAAUUUUAUCAGCCAAAGUUCCGGUUUAUGACAAUAUAAUGAAAUUUGAAUCAGUAAUGAAGGGUUGCGAUGCAAAAAAAAAAGAUGGACAAGUUGUUGAGGGUCAAUCGUCAACGAGAAAAUUUCUACCCAAUCAAGGAAUGGUACAGGGCUCUUUGAGAGCAAGAGAUAGAAUUCUCAGCGGAAGAAAUAUCUUGACAAAAAUGCAAAAAACUCAUGGACCUCUGGGAGAAUUGUACGUUUAUAUGGAAAAUAAAGUUAGAGUUAAGGUUUAUACAAGGAACGCACAAGGCAUACGAGGAUUUAUCGAAGCUUAUGUGGUGGCAUUUGACAAGCAUUGGAAUCUCGCAUUAGAAGAUUGCUUUGAAGUAUGGUCGAGGAAAAAAAAGAGAAAAGCGCCCGCGUUGGGUCCUACGAAUAGUGUAGAAAAAGACGAAAGCAUACCGAAAGUGAUAAUACAAAAAACGACGAAAAAAAUGGAAACAUUGGAAAGGCACGUGCCACAAUUAUUAUUGAGAGGAGAGCAAGUUGCUAUUAUUGUCAAAAUGAAUUAAUAUUCCGUCCACAAAACUCAUCAUCAUUAUCUUUUUUUUUUUUUUGACACAAUGUCAUUUUGUUUUUUUUUCGUUUUAUCGAAGAAAUUCAAUCUAACCAGAAAAUGCUCUUUUUUUGUUGAUUGUACAUCAUAAAUAUAUAUGAAUUAAUGAAUAAAUUUCCUCUAGAUAGAUUAAUGAAUUCUACACUCUCUAAAUAGUUGAAUUAAUUGAAAAGUGAGCUACUAAUUUACAUUAGUA